UGUGAUGGGCAGCAGUGUAGAGUAUUUAAACAUGUAGUUGGUGUCUAUUAAAAAAAACUGUUGCUACCCCCUUUUAUUUUCUUUCUGUAGUUUUAUUACACGAUGUGCUGUUUCAGCUUGACAUUUUUUGUCUGCAGUAGAGUUGUAACUCAAGAAAUGAAUUAGGAAACGAAUGAAUUUUAUCUACUAUGGUACUUUUACCAGAAGACGCAGAAAUGACGCUUGCAGAAUUAAGACAAAUGGCUGCUCGUCAGCAGCAUCAAAUUGAAGCACAGCAGCAACUUUUGGUUGCUAAGGAACAAAGGCUAAAAUUUUUAAAGCAACAAGAAGCUCGUCAUCAUAACCUAGCUGAACAGCAAUUGGACACCUCUUGUAUACAAAAUUUACGGGACAAAGUUGAAACUCAAGAACUAAAAUUACGUCAGCUAAGGGCAUUAAGAGGCCAGGUAGAACAACAAAAAACCAACAAUGGAAAUUUGGGGGCUGAGCUGGAUUCAAUUAGAGCAUUAUUUAGUGAGAAAGAAAAGGAACUUAAUCUUGCUGUUAGUAAAGUUGAAGAGCUUUCAAGGCAGUUGGAUGAAAUUAGGAGCAGUAACAACAGAAAAAAUUACAUUGUGUCUUCUGCCUCUUCUGAACUUGAAAAUUUAAAGAGAGAAUUAAUGUAUCGAACAAAAGUAGCUGAACAGCAAAACAACUACAUUUGCCAGCAGAGAGAAAACAUCUCACUGAGGCAUCAAGAUAUCGCUGUAUUGGACGCAAAAAUUAACGAGCUUACGCAACGCCUUCACCGAAAGUGCCUUUUGAAUGAGCAGCUUGCUUCUCAGAUUCACAAUUCUACUCUGGCACGUACUUCUGUCAAUUCUAUCAACAACAAUGUCUACCACGCAGCACAAAUUGUCACCGUAGAGCCUAUGAUCCGUGAGACAUCUGAUCCGGAACAUACCCGGGACGACAUGGCAGCCAAGCUACAUGGAUCUCAUAAAGGAGAUCUGGGAGAGUUUUGUUUGACAAAAAAUGACCCCAAGUACCAGACCCUUCCUUACAAUACGAAGUUCACUUUAAAAGGAAAGCAGUGCGAGGAUUCUCUGUCAUCCUCAACGGAAGAUGAGUCUUGGUCUGCCCACCCCGAUUACUCUACGAGCAAUAAAAGUAAUCCACCUAUGUCCAUUGUUAAGCCAUCGCCGAACAUGUGCAACUUUUCACCCCGUCCAUUCAACAGUGCUUAUAAUUCAAACAAUAGAGUUAUCUCUGAAACUCAAAAGAAAAGUGAUGUUGAAUCUAACCUGAGUCUGGAAAAUUCAUCUAAUGAUAACUCUGUCCUCGCAAAAACAGAACAUAGCAGUGAAGUUAAUCCCAAUGAUUCAAUGAAUAACAAUGUGGAUAAACCCCCAGCUUCAGCAGUAAUUACUUCAUAUGAAAAAAGUAAGACAGUACCGGUGAGAAUUGUGAAACCAGUUGUGCCUCCAAAACCAGCUCUUCCAGUGAAACCAAUGGUUAUGAACCGUCCAAAUACUACUUCAAGAGAUAAAAAUGCUGAAGGAAAAGAUCUUGUUAAUGAAGCAUUGUCUGUUCUUCAGAAAAAAGCACCUGAAAAUGAAAAGAGUGCUGUUAGCAACUACAGGGAACGAUUGCUGUAUUACCAAUGUGUUCCUAGGUAUACUAAUCCACGUGAUAAUUCUCAGGAUAAAGCUCUUCCUAAAAGUAAAAUAGCCACAUAUUUUCCUAAAUCAGAAUCCAGCCCGGUGUCUGAAUGUAGACCAAACGAAUAUUCUGAUGCAGUCGAUGCUCCGAAACGUAAAUCGGCCUUCUGCCUUCCUAUCAAACCAAAACCUCUGACCAUCAGGAAAACUCCCGGUUUAGAACCCCCCAAGCUGAAAGUUCAACCUGUUAGUAUCUCAAGUAUGCAAAGGAAGCUUUCAGAUUCUCAGCUUCUUACAUCUAACUUGAAAACAUCACUAAACGUACAGCCUUUUAAUUCAUCAACAGAAAGCAGAAAUUUGGACAGUGGGAAACCUGAUAUUAAAAGUACCGAUGAAUCUGCUGAAAAUAAUUCCUCCCUGCCAUCGCAAAGUGGAAGUGUGGAGAAGUUAGAUGAAACUGAAGCAGUAAUAGAGUCUGAAGAAAAUAAAAUUCCUUCUGUCAAAGAAUUGAAAAGUAAUUUUGAGUCGUCUGAGCAAGAUUCCUCACUGGAAAAAUCUGAAUCAUCUGAAUUGAUUUCUGAAGAAAAUGAAGCAGAUGAUCCACAAUUUUCCAGUGCAGCUUUACGUCGCAUGAAAAAAGGGAAUUUAAAAAGUGAAGGCUCUAUGCGAAAUUCUAGAAGAGUUAGUUUUGAUCCUUUAGCUUUAUUGUUAGAUGCAGCUUUAGAGGGAGAGUUAGAAUUAGUAAAAAAGACUGCAAAAGAAGUUCCUAAUCCAAGUGCCUCAAAUGAUGAAGGUAUUACAGCUCUUCAUAAUGCCAUCUGUGCGGGACAUUUUGAAGUUGUUACCUUUUUGGUGGAAUUUGGUUGUGAUGUAAAUGCUCAAGACAGUGAUGGAUGGACUCCUCUCCAUUGUGCUGCAUCUUGUAAUAAUUUGCCGAUGGUGAAAUUUUUGGUUGAGAGGGGGGCCUGCAUCUUUGCCACAACUCUAAGUGACCACGAAACUGCCGCUGAGAAAUGUGAAGAAGAUGAGGAGGGCUUUGAUGGCUGUUCUGAGUAUUUGUAUAGCUUGCAAGAAAACUUGGGAGUUAUGAAUAAUGGUGCUGUGUAUGCUGUAUAUGAUUAUGAAGGCCAAAAUGCAGACGAAUUGAGCUUCAAGGAUGGUGAUACGUUGACUGUACUGAGAAAGGGAGAUGAUGAGGAGAGUGAAUGGUGGUGGUCUCGAUUGCUGGAUCAAGAAGGCUACGUGCCGAGAAAUCUUCUUGGGCUUUAUCCCCGAGUGACAAGUAGAAAAGGAUGACGAAUCUCUCUGUGAAUUCAAAAACUAAUGUGCCUUUUAGAAGUGCCAUGACAAAAAUAAAGAAGCAUAGUGCCAAAAAUGGUCUUAGAUGUCAUUCCAAACUCAGCUUUUAUUGCCGUCCUUUUAAACAUGAAAUCAGUUAUAUUUUAUGAUCACAUUUUUUCUGCAAUAUUAGAAUCUCAUAUGUGCCUAUGCUGCUAUUUUUUUGCAUUUAUGUGUGCCUGUGUGUAGUGUUUACAUUUAUGUGUGCCUGUGUAGUGAGUGUUCCAAACAAUGUAUGCCAUAUCUAUUUAAAAUGCCUAAAAAUGAAUAAAAAGGUUUUGAUUUUA
Molecule: messenger RNA, 3265 nt
Organism: Uloborus diversus
Lineage: Eukaryota; Metazoa; Arthropoda; Arachnida; Araneae; Uloboridae
Product: apoptosis-stimulating of p53 protein 2-like
Exons: 12
Coding region: 189-2936 (915 amino acids)
Biological process (GO): regulation of apoptotic process
Cellular component (GO): nucleus
Molecular function (GO): p53 binding
Source: RefSeq, a predicted model, not a curated record